Molecule: messenger RNA, 1272 nt
Organism: Danio rerio (zebrafish)
Lineage: Eukaryota; Metazoa; Chordata; Actinopteri; Cypriniformes; Danionidae
Gene: bloc1s5
Product: biogenesis of lysosomal organelles complex 1 subunit 5
Cellular component (GO): axon cytoplasm; BLOC-1 complex; transport vesicle
Source: RefSeq, marked validated
GCGGUGUACUUCCUUAUUUUUCUGUAAAGAAGCAUUUCGCCUUCCAUACCACAAUUUUAGAAGUUGAGGAUAGGAAACAUAUGGCGGAAUAAUAUAUAUCAUCGCAUAAAGUCAUAAAGCUUAUCAACCAGCAUCGUGAUGAUGGAGAAGAUAAUUAAGGAUGUUGGUGAUAUUCAGUCCAGACUGAUUGAUCACAGGCCGGUCCUGCAGGGAGAAAUCAGAUACUUCAUUAGAGAGUUUGAGGAGAAACGUGCUUUCAGAGAAUGCCGCUUGCUUGAAAAUCUGAAUAAGAUGACGUCAGACACCAAUGAGCAUGAUUUGCCACGCUGCACAGAGAGUAUGCACGAGAAACUGUGUGACGCUCUCACAAGACUAGAAGCAGCAAAUCAUAUGGCUCAGAGGAUCCAGCAGAGGGAGCUAGAGGCUGAACAGAGCACACAUCUGCAGGUGUGUGCAGAGAUGCGGAAGCGGGACUGGGAAGAGUUCCAGAAAGAGCAGUGCCGUCUGAAGGAGCAGGUGGAUGAGGAGCAUGCUAAAGCUGUAGGCAGACUCAGUGCUCAGUAUGACGAAAUGAAGAAAGACCUGGCCAAACACAGCAGCUUCUGAACUUUCCCCUGUGAAAGUUGUUAAAUAUAUAUUUAGUUUUAAAUUGAAACUAAAUAAUAAUUUUGAAUGAUGUGUGAAUAUUAUUUAUUUUAAUGUUCCUUUUGUGCUGCAUUAUUGUUAAAGUCAUAAUAAUCCAUUUUUUUUAUUUUUUUGCAUUGAAGCCUCUAACAUCUUGUUCAGGUUAAAUAUAAACUCCAAAUUUGAGUCUUUGAGUGUGAGUCUUGCAUUCAUGAGAUCUGUCAGUGCCUAUAAAAGCAUCCAUCAUGCCACAUAUUUGCCUCAAAUCCCUUAGUUUAAAUCUAAUCAUAGGUAUUUCCACAUCAGACAGGAACUGUUAAUAUGUGACCAUUUUUUUCCUACAUGUGUUUGUAAAAUAUCCCACAUUAAACAUGUCUGAAUGUGUUUAAGACCAUCUGCACCUGCUUUAGAUUGAGAGAGAUCUUAGCCAGAAAUCUAUCCUCUCUCCUCACAUGUCCCUGUGUUUUCCACACAAUAGUAAAGGUCAUACGGCACAUUCAAUCUGAGCUACGUUUGACACGGGCGGAGCAUUUGAGUUGUCAAUUCUUCAGCCAUAGCGUGUCUUCUGCAUUUGUGCAGUUAAUGUUAGGAUAACAAAUUGACUAUCUGAUAAAAAAUGGAAAGUGAAAGUGAAAGUGGUAUGAAAAA